AUGGAGCCCGAGUUCCUGGAGCGUUUCAAGGAGGCCGUGAGGAGCUUUGGACUGGUUGUGAGCUGGGCUCCUCAGGUAGACAUCCUCCGCCACCCUUCCACCGCUGGAUUUCUCAGUCACUGCGGCUGGAACUCCAUCCUCGAGAGCGUAGCAUCCGCGGUGUCCAUGCUUUGCUGGCCGUGCGUCGCGGAGCAGAAUCUAAACUGCAAGUUGAUAGUGGAGGACUGGAAGAUCGGUCUCAAGUUCUCGUGCGUGACCAUGCCGGAUCCUCCCGAGGUGAUGGCGAGGGACGAGUUUGUGGAGGUGGUGGAGCGAUUCAUGGGAACUGACAGUGAGCAUUUGAGGAUUAACGUGAAGAAGCUGAGCGAGGAGGCUCGUAGAGCAGUGUCUAGAGGUGGCUCCUCGUAUGAAAACCUGCAGAGAUUUGCUCAAGCAGUGAAAAUUUCCUAA
Molecule: messenger RNA, 450 nt
Organism: Selaginella moellendorffii
Lineage: Eukaryota; Viridiplantae; Streptophyta; Lycopodiopsida; Selaginellales; Selaginellaceae
Product: UDP-glycosyltransferase 71A15
Exons: 1
Coding region: 1-450 (149 amino acids)
Molecular function (GO): UDP-glycosyltransferase activity
Source: RefSeq, a predicted model, not a curated record